AUGGGAAGCUGCAGCACGUGGACAUGGCAGGAGCUGCUGGUGCUGCUGAGCAGCAUGUGGCUGUGGGUGGGCAGUGCCCAGCCCACCCCCCUGGGCCCCACGCACACCCCUGGGCCCCAGCUGAAGUUUCGCCUGGCUGGCUACCCACGCAAGCACAACGAGGGUCGUGUUGAGGUCUUCUACAACGAUGAGUGGGGCACCAUCUGUGACGACGACUUCACGCUGGCCAAUGCACAUGUGCUGUGCCGGCACCUCGGCUUUGUGGCUGCCACUGGCUGGGCCCACAGCGCCAAGUACGGCAAAGGCGUUGGGCGGAUCUGGCUGGACAAUGUGAAUUGUGCAGGAGGUGAGAAGAGCAUUGGGGACUGCAAACACCGGGGCUGGGGGAACAGCGACUGCAGCCAUGAGGAAGAUGCGGGUGUCAUCUGCAAGGAUGAGCGCAUCCCAGGCUUCAAGGACUCCAACGUCAUUGAGACUGAGCAGAGCCACGUGGAGGAGGUCCGCCUGCGGCCGGUGGUGUCCGGGGCUCGGAGGCAGCUGCCAGUGACAGAGGGCAUCGUGGAGGUGCGCCACAAGGAUGGCUGGGCACAGAUCUGCGAUGAGGGCUGGGACAGCCAGAACAGCCGCGUCAUCUGCGGCAUGAUGGGCUUCCCUGCUGAGAAGAAGGUGAACAGGAACUUCUACAAGCGGUUGAAGCGUGCAGCAAGGAUGAAGGGCCGGAGCCUGAGGCCAGGCAGCAGGCUGGACUCCAAAUCUCAGCCUAAACAAAAGCGCAGGGAGGACGUAGGGUCCAAGAAGAGGCUCUUCACGGAGCGGCAGCAGCUCAACUACCGCCUGCACUCUGUGUCCUGCACAGGGACGGAGGUGCACCUCUCCAUGUGCGCCUUUGAGUUCUAUCAGGGCAACACCUCGGCUGCCUGUGGGGCCGGCAUGCCCGCUGUUGUCAGCUGUGUGCCUGGGCCCCUCUUCGCUACUGGCAAUGCCCACAAGAAGAAGCAGCGCCAACAGCAGCAGGGCCAGCCGCGGAUCCGGCUGAAGGGUGGCGCGAAGGUCGGCGAGGGCCGCGUCGAGGUGCUCAAGAGCAGCGAGUGGGGCACAAUCUGUGAUGACCGCUGGAACCUGCUGUCAGCUAGCGUGGUGUGCCGCGAGCUGGGCUUCGGCAGCGCCAAGGAGGCCCUCACUGGGGCACGCAUGGGCCAAGGGAUGGGGCCCAUCCACAUGAACGAGGUGCAGUGUCUGGGCACUGAGAAGUCCCUUUGGAGCUGCCCCUUCAAGAACAUCACGCAGGAGGACUGCAAGCACACAGAGGACGCAGCCAUCCGCUGCAACAUCCCCUACAUGGGCUACGAGAACCUGAUUCGGCUGAGCGGGGGCCGGAGCCGCUUCGAGGGGCGGGUCGAGGUGGCGGUGGGGGCUGGCGACGGGGACCAGCUGCGCUGGGGUCUGGUCUGCGGCGAAGGCUGGGGUACGCUGGAGGCGAUGGUGGCCUGUCGCCAGCUGGGUCUGGGAUUCGCUAACCACGGCUUACAAGAGACGUGGUACUGGGACGCCAGCAACGUGACGGAGAUGGUGCUGAGUGGGGUGAAAUGUGCUGGCCAUGAGAUGUCCCUGAGCCACUGCCAGCACCAUGGCACCAGCCUGAACUGCAGGAACACAGGCACGCGCUUCGCUGCAGGCGUCAUCUGCUCCGAGACUGCAUCCGACCUGCUGCUGCAUGCCCCGCUGGUGCAGGAGACGGCGUACAUUGAGGACCGGCCACUGCACAUGCUGUACUGCGCUGCUGAGGAGAACUGCCUCUCCAGCUCGGCCCGCCUGGCUAACUGGCCCUACGGGCACCGUCGCCUGCUCCGCUUCUCCUCCCAGAUCCACAACAACGGCCGUGCCGACUUCCGCCCCAAGGCCGGCCGGCACUCCUGGGUCUGGCAUGAGUGCCACCGGCACUACCACAGCAUGGAUAUCUUCACCCACUACGACAUCCUGACCCCCAAUGGCACCAAGGUGGCAGAGGGACACAAGGCCAGCUUCUGCCUCGAGGACACUGAGUGUGAGGAAGAUGUGGCCAAGCGGUAUGAAUGUGCCAACUUCGGGGAGCAGGGCAUCACCGUGGGCUGCUGGGACCUGUACAGGCAUGACAUCGACUGCCAGUGGAUCGACAUCACUGAUGUCAAGCCAGGCAACUACAUCCUGCAGGUCGUGAUCAACCCCAACUUCGAGGUGAUAUGGCAGAAGCAGUGGGGCUGGGGGCAGGCUGAGGGGCUUGAGGCAGGAUGGCUGGGCUGGCACGAGGAGGCAGGGGCUGCAGUCCUGGGGGCAGCUGCGGUGGGAGCGGAGGCGCUGCAGGGGGGGCCAGGCAGCGUGCAGCACCAGAGCCAACAGCUCUUGCCCUCUGCCCACCCAGGCGAUGCACUCAGCGAGGAGGCCAACAAGCGGUUUGAGCAGUACCCCGGUCAGCUCAACAACCAGAUCUCAUAG
Molecule: messenger RNA, 2472 nt
Organism: Pygoscelis adeliae (Adelie penguin)
Lineage: Eukaryota; Metazoa; Chordata; Aves; Sphenisciformes; Spheniscidae
Gene: LOXL3
Product: lysyl oxidase-like 3
Exons: 15
Coding region: 1-2472 (823 amino acids)
Biological process (GO): inflammatory response; peptidyl-lysine oxidation
Cellular component (GO): membrane
Molecular function (GO): protein-lysine 6-oxidase activity; copper ion binding
Source: RefSeq, a predicted model, not a curated record